AUGGACAGCGGCGCCGGCGUGGCCUCUCUCGCGAUGGACUGCGAGGAUAUGUUCAAGGAGAUAACCAAAAAGCUGUACGGCGAAGAGGCAACCGUCGGCGUCGGCAUAAGCGGCGUCGUGGGCGUCGAGUUCCCGGCGGCCGAGCGCGAGCUGCCCGAGGACGAGAUGCGGCCCGAGGAGCACAUCACGGCCUGGGGCCUCGCCGCGCUCAUGCAGAACGGCUUCCCGCCCCCGGGCAUCCUUCAGGCCAACUUCACGCCGCGCACCGACCCCACGGCCGAGGACCGCUGGACGGCCGCCGAGGAGCCGCUGGCGUGGGCGCACUCGCGCAUCGCCGCCUACAACCCCGCGCAACGGCUCUUCAAGUGCACCGAGUGCGAAUGUGUCGGUUUUCUGGCGCGCGUCGCCGAGCACUGGCUCGGCACCCACUCGCAGGCGCGCGCCUUCCAGUGUCCGCUGGCCGGCUGCGGAUUUGCCAGCGGAUGGGCCCGCGCCGUUCGACACCAUCUGGCGCGGGACCACCACUCCGACCCCGCGGCCGCCGACCACCUGCUCAGAGACAACCCCGCCCUCGACGAUCUCACGCGCUAUCUGCAGCGCCUCAAGACCAAGGUGGAAGCGGCUCGAACCGAGAGAAGAUCUACGGGGAACGCCGGCGGCGUUAACUCGGGUGCCGGCGAGAGCCUCCCCGUCGGGGAGAGCGUCGCGGCGACGGCCGGCGGCAACGCCGCCGAGGUCGGCAAGCGGUACGCCUGUGGCUCGUGUCCGUACGCGACAGACCGCCGCGACCUGUUCACGCGCCACGAGAACAUUCACCGCGAUGAAAAACCCUUCCACUGUUAUCUCUGUCAGAAACAAUUCAACCGCGCCGACCACGUCAAGAAACACUUCCUUCGCAUGCACCGCGAUCAGCCGUACGAUCUGAACCGCAUCCGCCGGGCGAGCGGGAAAGGCGCGGCGGCGGGCGUGGUGUCCAGCGGCGCUGCGCAAUAUUCGGGCGGAGGCGGCAAGGCCGCGACGGAAGGCACAAUGGGUUCACCGGUGGCGACUCAGCCCGACUGUCGACCCGCGCCGGUCAAGGCGGAACGCGCUCCGCUCGCUAAGGCCGAGAGCGCGGCCGCCUCCCACAAAACCGCCGCACCCAUCCCCGUGCGGCGCAAACCUCAGAGCGAGCGGCGCUACGCGUGCUGCUACUGCGCGUGGUCUGGCGUGGACAACUGGUGCCUCAAGCGGCACCUCAACACGCACCUGAAGCCGUUCGCGUGCGCGCUGUGCGAGUACAAGGCGGCGCGCGCCGAGCGACUGGCCACGCACGUGCACAAAGUGCACAACAAGAAGGCCUGCGCCAAGUGCCCCUUCCUCGCCGACGACGCCGCGCACCUCGCCGCGCACCUCCGCGACCACCAUCACGUCGAGAACCGCAACCUCAAGGUGCCGAGCGGCGUGACGCGCGGCGGCUUCCCGAGCGGAUCCCAGCCGAGCGGCGGCGGCGUCGCAGGCGCUACCGCCGGAGGCGUCCCAGCCACGGCGGCGGGGUCGGCCGCGGGCUCGGCGCCGGGCGGCGGUCGACGGAGGGAGACGCGCGCGGCGGGCGCGGCGCGGCUCUUCGGCUACCUAGAGGCGUCGGACGGCUCGGGCGACGAGUACGAACCGCCGCCGCUGAGCGACUUCGGCGCGCCGCCGCCGCCCUAUGCGCGCGACAAGGAGAACGCCGCGCCGCCGCCGCCGCCUCAGCUGCAUCACGCGCUGCACCACGACCAUUGCCUGCGCUACUGA
Molecule: messenger RNA, 1776 nt
Organism: Pieris macdunnoughi
Lineage: Eukaryota; Metazoa; Arthropoda; Insecta; Lepidoptera; Pieridae
Source: the annotation of a GenBank genome assembly